Drosophila biarmipes is the source of this 2374-nucleotide messenger RNA. RefSeq lists its product as uncharacterized. Bases 1472 to 2230 code for a protein of 252 amino acids. The record is from RefSeq and is a predicted model, not a curated record. NCBI's taxonomy places the organism in Eukaryota, Metazoa, Arthropoda, Insecta, Diptera, Drosophilidae. Gene Ontology annotation, molecular function: carbohydrate binding. The transcript has 4 exons.
CCGUCGCCGGAGCCGACCGUAAAAUCUGAUUUCUGUAGACGUGUCGUCGCUCGCCCCAAACCGAUUCGAUACGGCUGGGGAAAACGACUUGGGAACGCGAUAAGGGUUCUGGAGCGGCACGGAGAGGAAGGGUAAUUGGGUAUACUGGGUCAUUUGAGGCCAGGUGACCAGUGGGAUAGGUGUACAUAUUAUUUGGUGAGAAAGGACAAGGCUUUGGCCGAGGACUUCUUUCUGUGCGGUGUGGCAAGGAGGGGUUUCGAGGGGCACAAACGUGGCAAUCUGUAAGGUAAGAGCUAACCGAAACCCAAACUGAUAAUUGUGCAACGUACACAAACCUCGCUCGCACCGCUCCACUCGCUCGCGGGUUAUCAGCUGGAGUGACAAGCGGAAAUUAAAGUUGAAACCGACACGAUUACUUCAUUAGUUCUGUUUGCAGAGCGCCGAACAAGUGGGCGGGUGUCUUUGGGCGGGGCGGCAGGAGGUCAGAGGUCAGGCAGGAGUUGGCAAGGUCGCCGCGGAUGUUUGUACUCGAUUGAUAGAUUGGAUUGUCAGUGGCCAUAACUAACCAAUUAGCGAUUUGCCAUUCGUAGCAGGCAAAGCCAGGCACUCAUGGUGGGUCGAUGGGCCAGGAGGAGGCUCCCGGGCAGGUGCUCCAAGGUGAAACGCAGCCAGAAAUAAGUGAGCCCAGCCAAGUCGAGUUAAGCUGAAGACUUGGACCCAAUUCGAUCAGGUGCAAGCGACAGAAGCAGCGAAGAAAACACAGAGGCCACGUUUUCGAAGGGGGUACAGUAGAGCCUCUGGUGACUAAUCAGCCUCAGCAAGGAGCUUCAAGGAGUUGGACUACAUCCCUAAAACGCUGCAUAGAAUUCUGCACACUAUAAGCAGGAAUUUUCACUUUCACUCUAACAUUAUUUAAUAUUUCCCAGUUUGCGCGAUAUUUGUGACCCCUUUAGGCGCCCUUCACUGCCCUCGGAUGAGUGGAGCCCUGAGGAGAUGUCAUUGGCUUGGACGUGGACGAAAGCGAAAGGUGUAGACGCAGACAGAGACGGAGACAGAACUUCAGCGAAUAUGCCAGGGUACGUCAAAAGAAAUGAAUUACCCGGCCUGGAAUCUCGGCGGAGGAGGAGGCGGGCCUGGAAAGGUGCUCCAGGCGGAGGAGGGACCGGCUCAGCCCCGAGUCGCACUUUGCUGCAAAUGCAAAAACUUUAGACAGGGAAUCAAUUGUUGUUACCUUGUUUUAUUUCGCCCAAGACACGCAACAACAAUGGAACCCUCGAAGGGAGAGGUUAAGAUGGAGAACACGGCGAGAAGAAAGAACCGGGGACUUGGACACACUAUACUUCCUUGACGCGAAGGGAUUAUAAAAAGAAUUUCCCUUGACCUCACGGACAAUGUGAACGCGCAGAACGAGAGCGAAACGGUGUUCCUGAAGAUCGAGGCCAACUUCCGCGAGGGCCAGAUCAUCCGCAGCAUGUUCCAGCCGGGCGAGGGCUGGCAGCAGGAGGAGAUCUCGAAGAACUGGAAGUGCGACGGCCCGAAGAACCCACUGCAGCCGGGUCAGAGCUUCACCUUCCGGGUGGCGGUGCUCCAACGCUGCUUCGAGAUCUACGUGAACGACCAGUUGUACGGAUCCUUCGAGUUCGUCAAGUUCCCCAAGCAAAUCAACUACGUGCGGACCUACGGCGACUUCGAGAAGAUCACCCAGUUCCACCACCGCAUGCUCUUUCCGCUCGUCUUCCCGAGAACCCUCAUGUGCCCGGACAAGGUGGCCUUCCAGAGCGACGUGCCCCGGCGGUACGAAACCGGGACUGUGGUGGCCAUGGAGUGCAUCGCCAAGGGGCCUCCGACCACGGAGUUCUCCAUCUGUUUCCAGUGCAACGACACCGGGCGGACGGUGCUCCGCUUCCAUGUGAACUUUGAUCGGACGACGGUUUCACGCAGCUACCAGCGGGAAGAUAACAGCUUUGCCCUAAGCGACGAGGAGACCGAGGGUGAAUUUCCGUUCGUGCGAGGAAAGCUCUUCAAGAUCGCCUUCGGACUGGGGGACCGUGCCUUCCUGAUCGCCGUGAACGGGCAGUACUUCACCUACUACAACUUCCCCGGGCGCCCCUUCUCCAUCUCCACCCUAAAGUGUUUCACCAACGAAGUGGGCGACUUCGCCGUGAGGAGCAUGGAGUACCACUCCGAUUCCCCGCUUCUGGCCCGCGUGGAGAAGCUGUCCAUCAUCUAGAAGGAAGGACAUCCUGGGUUCUUCCAAGAUCUACUCGAAUUUCCGUAGAAUGCUCUUUGUUCAAUCGUUGGCUUUGAUCACUACAGCACCAGUUAACUUCUUCUUGUGAGCAUCCAAAUAAAGCAAAGCAGCUCGUCCAAGCUA